Molecule: messenger RNA, 1472 nt
Organism: Botrytis porri
Lineage: Eukaryota; Fungi; Ascomycota; Leotiomycetes; Helotiales; Sclerotiniaceae
Exons: 3
Coding region: 267-1472 (401 amino acids)
Biological process (GO): epoxide metabolic process
Molecular function (GO): epoxide hydrolase activity
Source: RefSeq, a predicted model, not a curated record
GAUGGGUAUAUUUGGGACUACAUGUUUGGACAUUGUUUCUUUACUUUCUUCUGUGAUUAACUCGAUUACCGGAUAUUGAAUAACCUUGCGAUAAGCAUCGAAGUUUUUAAUCCUACAGCUUGAUCGUUGCGUGUUGGAACUUGGAUUUCUCGAUUUGAUUCAUUGUUUACCUUGAAUUGGACGGAUCAUCUACUUCCUUAUCUGUCUGAUUUACUCCCUUCUCAAAUCCCAUCCCAUCCCAUCAUCUCACCUCGCCUCACCUCACCAUGUCUCCCCAACCCUUCAAAAUCUCCAUUCCCCAAGCUAAAAUUGAUACCCUCAAAACUAAGCUUUCACUCGCCGAAUUCCCCGACGAACUCGACAGUGCAGAAUGGGAUAUGGGUGUUCCGUUGUCCGAUAUGAAGCGGCUGACGAAAGCGUGGGAGAAAUGGGAUUGGAGAGUUGCGGAAAAGGAUUUGAAUAGGAAGUUGGAGGGUGCACAAUUUACGACGGGGGUUGAGGUUGAUGGGUUUGGAGAGUUGGAUGUGCAUUUUGUGUGGCAGAAGAGUGAGGUGGUGGGGGCGGUGCCGUUGCUCUUUGUGCAUGGCUGGCCAGGAUCAUUCUUGGAAGUUGUCCAGCUUCUUCCACUUCUUCAACAACCAGGAGGUCCAGCAUUCCAUAUUGUUGCCCCUUCACUUCCCAACUAUGGCUUCAGCGAAGGAGUCAAGAAACGUGGAUUUGCAGUAGCUCAGUAUGCGGAAACUUGUCAUAAAUUGAUGUUGCAAUUGGGUUAUGAUGAAUAUGUUACGCAGGGUGGAGAUUGGGGUAUGUUUAUCACCAGAGCAAUUGGGAAAUUGUAUCCUAAGCAUUGCAAGGCAAGCCAUAUCAACAUGGUCAUCGGGCAAGCUCCCGCCUCCCAAGAGGAAUCCCCAUCCUAUUCGCAAGCCGAGCAGGAGGGAUUCGCUCGGACCAAGUGGUUCGAAGAGGAAGGCCGCGGAUACUAUGCGGAACAAGGCACCAGGCCGCAAACACUCGCCUACGCACUGCACGAUUCCCCCGUCGCAUUACUCGCGUGGAUUUAUGAGAAACUCCACGAUUGGACAGAUGCCUAUCCAUGGACCGAUGAUCAAAUCUUCACCUGGAUAUCUAUCUACCAAUUUUCUCGUGCGGGCCCCGGAGCCGCUCAUAGGAUUUACUAUGAAUUUACGCAUACGCAGCCUGGGGAGGGAAAAGUGACGAGGGAUGAUGUGUCGAAUUAUAUUGGGGAGGUGAAAUUGGGAUUGACGUUUAAUCCGAAGGAGUUGGUGGUGUUACCCAAGACGUGGGGGAGAACGUUGGGGGAUGUAGUUUUUGAGAGUGAUAAUUUGGAGGAAGGGGGAGGUCACUUUUAUGCGCAUGAGAAACCGAAGUUGUUGGCGAGGGAUCUGAGAGGGAUGUUUGGGAAGGGGGGUGGAGCGUUUGGGGUGGUGAAGGGGAAGAAUGGGUAUGAUUGA